Messenger RNA from Coregonus clupeaformis (lake whitefish), 3970 nucleotides. Its product is annotated as zinc finger protein 239. The transcript is spliced from 3 exons. Lineage: Eukaryota; Metazoa; Chordata; Actinopteri; Salmoniformes; Salmonidae. Bases 1 to 1161 code for a protein of 386 amino acids. Gene Ontology annotation, cellular component: nucleus. Gene Ontology annotation, molecular function: RNA polymerase II cis-regulatory region sequence-specific DNA binding; DNA-binding transcription activator activity, RNA polymerase II-specific. The record is from RefSeq and is a predicted model, not a curated record. Gene Ontology annotation, biological process: regulation of transcription by RNA polymerase II.
AUGAACAAACGCCGGAGACAGAGUAUGAACGGCUUACGGGAGGAGGAGGCUGUCACAGUGAAAGAAGAAGAGAAUGAAGAAGCUUUCAGACUGGAAAAGGAGGAAGAUGAGGCUAUCACAUUGAAAGAAGAAGAGGAGGAUGUUAUAGUGAAAGAAGAGGAAGAACCUUUUGGAGUGAAAGAGGAGGAGGCGACUGAAGAUCUGAUUGACACCAGAGACAUACCAGACUCCCACUCUGACAGUGGGAAGAGUCCUUCAGAGGAUCCAGACCAAGAGACGUCCAAACCAGGAAGACAACACCACUACUGCCACUGUGGAAAGAGUUUUUGGUGGUUAGGGCACUUUAGAGACCAUAAGAGAAUACACAUAGGGGAGAAGCCUUACCAAUGCUCCCAGUGUGAAAAAAGUUUUGGCCACUUAUGGAGCCUGAAAUUGCAUAAGAGAAUACACACAGGAGAGAAGCCUUUCCACUGCUCCCUGUGUGGAAACGGUUUUACCCACUUAAGGGCCCUGAAAAGACAUGAAAGGAUACACACAGGAGAUAAGCCUCAUCACUGCUCCCAGUGUGGAAAGAGUUUUACCCUGUUAGGGAGCCUGAAACGACAUGAGAGAAUACACUCUGGAGAGAAGCCUCACCACUGUUCUCAGUGUGUAAAGAGUUUCAGCUGGUUAACCAGCUUGAAAAUACAUGAGAAAACUCAUACAGGGGAGAAGCCUUUCCACUGCUCCCAGUGUGGAAAGAGAUUUUCCCAGUUAGGGGACCUAAAAGGACAUAAGAGAACGCACACUGGAGAGAAGCCUUACCACUGCUCCCAGUGUGGGAAGAGAUUCACCCGGUCAGGAAACCUGAAAAAUCAUGAGCUAACACACUCUGUAUAUAAGCCUUAUCACUGCUCCCAGUGUGUAAAUAAUUUUUUUUCAUCAAAUGCCCUGAAACAACAUGAGUUAACGCACUCUGAAGAGAAACCUUUCCACUGUUCCAAGUGUGGAAAGCAGUUUUUCUUAUCAGGGCACCUGAAAAGACAUGAGCUAACACACUCUGUGGAGAAGCCUUUCCACUGUUCUUAUUGUGAAAAAAGUUUUAAGAGUUUAUGGAACAUGAAAGUGCAUCAGAAAAGACACACUACGGAGAAGCCUUCCACUGCUCCCCCUGUGGAAUGAAAUGUACAUGGUUUCAUCAACUGAAAGAGCAUGUAGGAAUCGUUAUCAGUGGUCCCAGUGUGGAAAGGGAUAUAGUACAACACAUGGGGUUAGAGACAUUUGUGAAAGAAAAUCUAUUGAAGAUAGUUUGGUUUAUUUAUUGUGUAUAAACAUUUUAUGAAAACUAUUUAUGCGGAAAAUCCUUUUACUCUCCUCCUAGAAUUGUAUUUAAAGGUUUGCAACUAAGAUGGCGUGAGUGAACAGGUGUAUGUAGUCUGCUGUCAGGUAGAUGCCGAAUUAAGGUCGUUUUCAACUGUUCUUUUCUAUUAUUUAUACCGUUACAUUUAAUCAUUUUGGUGCCUUUUACCUUUUACUAUCCACAUCAAUUGGAACCUGUCUGUGUAAACUGGAAAACGAAAUGUCCCUCAUCACUCAUCAACAAGGAACUGUGUGACAAACCUGUACAUUCUUUUUGUGAGCAGCCGACAAUAAAUAUGAUUUUGUUGAGGACAAUGUUGGGGUCAUUCUCUCUAUAAACCAGGAUAAGAGCGUCUGCUAAAUGACGUAAAUGUAAAUGACACAUGGCAGACUGGGUACACAUGGACUUAAUGUUCAUGAAGUUCAAGAACACACACAGUGCUCCCAUUGGCUGAUAUUUCGACUGAGAAUGUGUUCUUUUUUUAUGCCACGUUAAAUCAAAUUGUAGAAAAUCAAAGUGACUCAAAAACAUUCGCAUGUUUUGUACUUUUUUGUACAUUAAUUGAACAUGGAGUGAGUAAAAGUUUGAAUAUAGAGUAUCAGUUGAAUGAAAAGUAUGUCAGUUUCAAUCUAUCUGUUUAUCUGCUCUGUAAUUAAUUAAAUGAUCAUCAUCGUGCGACGCAGACCAGGUGGAGAGCGCGCUGAAACAGUGAAGAAAUUCUGUUCUGCUGAGUUUUGAUGCAGUCUUUUCCCCCGUCAAAGUUAAUACCCGGUGAGAGAUUUUGUCCCGAACCCAUUACGGUGUUUCAGGUGCCAAGUUUAUGGUCAUGUUGCAGCAGUGUGUAGGAGGGAGAUUCCUAGAUGUGAGAAGUGUGCAGGAGGGCAUGGGACACAGGAUUGUGUAGUAGCGUGUGUGUAAACUGUAGGGGUACCCCAUGGUCCUGGAGAUCAGAGGUGUCCGGUGAGAGAAAGGCAGGUUGUGGUUUCCAGGAUCAGAGUAGUACAGAAGGUGUCCUAUGCUGAGGCAGUGGAGAGAGUAGUAGAGGAAGGUGAGUACAGGGUGAGAGAUCCUAAGAGGAUCCCUGUGAGUCGGCCCGAGGCCAUUAGAGAGUGAUGGGAAUAACAUGGACUUCAGUGGUUGGAAUUCUUAGCGUUCGUUGCCAUGGUUAUCAACUAACCGCAGAAAUGGAACGUAAAUCACAGAGAAUAGCUGUGGUGGUGGCAGCUGCGGAGAAGCACUUGGGUGUAUGAGAUUUUACUGCACAAGCUGUGUUGAGCGAUAGUGUCACUGUACCGUCACGGGUUGCGAUCCACCAAUAGAAAAAUAAGACCUUUCCAUUAUGCAGCGCCUCAGACUUGUUUACGUGAGACAACACUCGCCAAUGUUACGUUGACAGAAAAACUUGGUUCCUAAGCCCUUUAUGGAGUGGCCACUUGCUGAUGUGUUGGAUAGUGAUCACUCCAGUCUGCCUGUUUUGGGCAAAAUUAGAAUUGAGUCGAUCAGAAUGCACAUGUAUACCAACUGCAACUUGUCAAUAUUCCAAAACCUCUUGUGUCCCCCACGACCUGUUUUGCAACAUGAUUGUCUAUGAAACACUGCCAGACAGACUCCCACUCUGUUAAUAGAUAUAGUGAGAAAGUUGUAAAAACUAAAUGGCACCGAAGCCAGUGACUUGAUAAGCUGAUUGUUGCAUGGCUGCUCAAUGUGUCUACCUACUUUCUAACUUAAUUGACAAACAAAAUUGGAACUUAGCCAACUAGUUUGACAGCUUGCAGAUGAUGUUGAAGUUGUAGACAUGUUCUUGUUUUCAGAAAUCAGUCCUGAGCACGCAGCCAGACAUACCUGACUCGAUAGACGGUAUGCACUUACUAGUCUUUCAUGCAUUUUUUGUUGUUGUUUUUUAAAUACUGCAUUACAGACAUUAACUAGAUGUAAAAUUGCGCAACUAAGAUCUCCUCGGCAAAAACGUCUAAAUUAAUUACAUAUUUCUUGAUUUAUCUUAGAUUAAUGCCGACUAUUUUGGAAGUGCAAUUGUCAUUUUAAAGGGUUACAUCUAAGAUGGCGUGAUUGAACGUUGAUUUGAACAGGUGUAUGUAGCCUGCUAGAUAGAUGCCGAGUUAAUAUAGUUUUCAACGGUUCUUUUACCGUUCUUUAUUCCAAAACCUCUUGUGUCCCCCACGACCUGUUUUGCAACAUGAUUGUCUAUGAAACACUGCCAGACAGACUCUCACUCUGUUAAUAGAUAUAGUGAGAAAGUUGUAAAAACUAAAUGGCACCGAAGCCAGUGACCUGAUAAGCUGAUUGUUGUAUGGCUGAGUAUUCUUUUACCGUUCUUUAUACCGUUACAUUUCAGCCAUUUUAGCUUGAUCGUUGUUGUACCUUUUACCCUCCAUAUCAACUGGAACCAGUCUAGCCAUUCUGGAAACCAUGAUUUACUUCACCACUCAUCAACAAGGAACUGUGACACAAACCUGGACGUUCUUUAAAAGAAGUGAUCAUUUUACAAUGUUGGAACUUUGUUUGAAGCCACAUCACAUGGACAUGGAGAACACACACAGUGCUCCCAUUGGCUGAUAUCUUUGACUGAGAAUGUUUUUUGUUGUUGUGCCACAUUAAAUACAACUGUACAAA